Messenger RNA from Penaeus monodon (black tiger shrimp), 1645 nucleotides. Its product is annotated as xyloside xylosyltransferase 1-like. NCBI's taxonomy places the organism in Eukaryota, Metazoa, Arthropoda, Malacostraca, Decapoda, Penaeidae. The record is from RefSeq and is a predicted model, not a curated record. The transcript is spliced from 4 exons. Gene Ontology annotation, molecular function: UDP-xylosyltransferase activity. The coding region runs from base 161 to 1339 and encodes 392 amino acids.
AGCAGACGAAGGCUCAGUGUGGCGAGUGACAGGUGAGGGGAGCGUCGUGCCUGAUGCACCGCGGGGAACGACACCAUAUUUCCCUUCCCUGCCGAUUGUUAGCGGUCACUGACAAAGGGGCGAAGGCCGUCUGGGUGGAAGGGCGAAUGAGUGUGGCACAAUGCUGCUCCGUCUGAGGCUGCUGGGACAGGCCGCGUUCCUGGUGGUGGUGGCGGCCAGCCUGAUCCUCCUGUUCGCGGGGCGCGAGCCGAGGGCCAGCCCCGGGGACACCUCGCCCGUGGCACAGCGCCCGCGGCCCAGCCAGCAGGCGCGGGGCCGGGGACCGGGGCUGAAGCAGGAGGGGGAGGGAGACGAGGGGCAGAACGAGGAGGAGGAGGAGGAGGAGGCCAACCUGCCGCCGCAGGAAGCCGUUCCGCUGAGCUCGCAGGAGAACGACCUCCUGUACAGGCCGCCCCUGGACAUCGCCCUCAUCUUCACCCACGCCAAGGACAACGCGCCCUUCCAGUACAAGCUCCGCGUCGCAGUGGGGUCGCUGCUGCAGGCGGCGUCGGCUCCCCUGCGGCUGCACCUCAUCACGGACGCCGACGGCUUCCACAUCGCCUCGCAGGUCAUCACCGAAGUGCAGGCCGGCAGUCAGCUGGACUCCAGAUACGUCAAGCUGGUUUAUGUAGCAGCGGAGGACUUCAUCCCGGAAAUCGAGAGCUCGGUAACUGUCCUGCAGGACUUCUUCACUACGAGGAGGGAUGCCUACUACCGAGACGCGCUGUUUUUCUUUUCUCUCUUCUUGCAUAGACUCCUGCCAGGCUUGGAGCGUAUCAUGCUCAUGGAUAUAGAUAUUAAGGUGAAGGGAGACAUCGCCGAGCUCUACUCCCACUUUGAGCGCUUCAGCCCAACCAACGUCAUGGGGAUGUCCCUAGAGCAGUCUCCCGUGUACCUCCACCUGCUCUCGCUCUAUCGUCGCAGCAACCCUAAGACGACCCUGGGCAGUCCACCGGGUCAGGGGGGCUUCCCAGGCUACAACAGCGGUAUUGUUUUGGUCGACAUCGAGAGGCUCAGGAACUCCAAGAUUAUUAGCAGAUACUUGUCUCGAUCAACGCUCACAGAGAAGACAAAACAGUAUAGCUUCCAGGGCCACUUGGGGGAUCAGGACCUGUACACCCUUAUUGCUUUCGACCACCCUGAGCUCUUCUACACUCUCCCCUGUGGCUGGAACCGACAGCUGUGCGAGUGGUGGAGGGGCCAUGGGUACCAGACAGUGUUCGACCAGUAUUUCAACUGCACGGGCGAACUCAAGAUCAUACAUGGGAACUGCAAAACCGAGAUUCCAGAAAACUUGUGAUAUUGUCCAUGCCCUCCACUGGUAUGGGACCAGCAUUGUUGUCAGUCGUUAGCUUUUACAACCUCAGCAAAGGAAUUGGUAAAAAAAUUCUAAAUUUAUUGAUAUAAACCUUCAUAUUGGAAAAUCUCACCAAAUGAAUAGGCAGUCCUUCCACAGUAUCUUAAAUGUUUUUAUAUGAUCUUUCUUAAAAAAAACAACAUAAACACAACAAAGGUAAGAGAGUCACUUCUCUAUUCGUAGCUUUCUGCUGUGAUAAUUCUUUGUUCCCUACCUGUGCUGUGAUCUCUGGUAAAAGGGAAGAUGGAA